Molecule: messenger RNA, 1164 nt
Organism: Hibiscus syriacus
Lineage: Eukaryota; Viridiplantae; Streptophyta; Magnoliopsida; Malvales; Malvaceae
Product: FH protein interacting protein FIP2-like
Exons: 11
Coding region: 121-1026 (301 amino acids)
Biological process (GO): protein homooligomerization
Molecular function (GO): protein binding
Source: RefSeq, a predicted model, not a curated record
AGAGCCGAUCGCAAUGGCAACACUGCCAUGAGGACAGUCAAAAAUCUGCAUUAAAAAAACUUCCCUAGCUUGCUUGCUGCAGCAAGCCAUUCAAUCUUGAGGAUUUUCAUUUCAUCUCUUAUGAUGGGAGAUUCCGAUUUGUCUUCGCUUAUUCGACUCAGCAUCGGAGGGAAGAAAUAUUGUACCACCAUUGAUACAUUAACCCAGCGUGAGCCGGAUACCAUGCUGGCUGCUAUGUUCAUCGGUCGACAUGCAUUGUGUCAUGACUCUGAGAAGGGAUAUAUCUUCGUUGACAGAGACGGAAAGCAUUUCCGGCAUAUUCUAAACUGGUUAAGGGAUGGCAUUGUACCCACAUUGACAGAUGCUGAAUAUUCAGAGGUUAUGCUAGAGGCAGAAUACUAUCAGCUACUUGGGCUGAUAGAAGGAAUCAGUUUUGUUCUUAAUAAGAGGAAGGAAGAUGAAGAAUAUCAUGCGGAAUUGACUCGUACCGAUAUCAUCAAAUGCAUACAGUCUGAAAGAGUUAGAUUUCGGGGAGUUAAUCUUUCUGGCCUUGAUCUCUCUAAAUUGGAUCUUUCAUUUGUGGAUUUCAGCUUUGCCUGUCUUAAAAAUGUAUUUUUCUCGCGUGCAAAUCUUCAUUGUGCAAAAUUCCGGGAUGUGGAUGCUGAGGGUUCGAUUUUUCACAAUACAACUUUGCGUGAGUGUGAAUUUACAGGUGCAAAUCUUCGCGGGGCUUUACUAGCAGGGGCAAAUCUUCAGAGUGCAAAUCUUCAAGAUGCCUGUUUGAUAGAUUGUAGCUUCUGUGGGGCGGAUCUUCGUUCUGCACACUUGCAGACUGCUGAUCUUACUGAUGCCAACUUAGAGGGAGCUAAUCUUGAAGGAGCCAAUUUGAAGGGUGUGAAAUUAAGCAAUGCAAAUCUGAAGGGUGCAAACCUCCAAAGGGCUUAUUUACGACAUGUUAAUCUUCGUGAUACGCAUUUGGAGGGUGCAAAGCUUGAUGGAGCAAACUUGCUGGGAGCAAUCAGGUGAUGAUGGGACAAGAACUAGCAUGUUUGUUAUAUGCCAUGCAUGUUUGACAUGGGGUAUUAUCAUAUUUUCUUCAGAGUUUUUUUAAUGCAUUUCUUCAAGUAUCUUUAGAGAUUAUCUCUAUGCUCCUGUUUGGGGCAU